GAGCGCCACGCACGAAACAGCUGAAUGAAUGAAUACACCAUAACGAACCUUGUUUUUAUUUUGAUAGCCCCCGGAUGUGGCUCCUGUAAACUGAACAGAAGCCAGGCUCACAACAGGACAGCACGGAGCUCAGCUGUCAGAUGUGAAACGGUGCUCUUCUGGAUCCUUGAAGACGACUUCGGUGUUAUGGCUGGAGCAAUAAGGAUGACCGAGGGGCAAAUGAUCAACAUCUAUGACAGUGAUCCUUUUAAUUUUAUGACCCCAUAUGAAUACAUUCCUCCAGUGGACAUUAAGACUGAGCCCUACAUACCUGAGACUGCUCAUGGUCCUUACAUCCAAAUAAUUGAAGAACCAAAACAGAGAGGCUUUCGUUUCCGUUAUGAGUGUGAAGGCCCCUCCCACGGUGGGCUCCCUGGGGCCUCGAGUGAAAAGAACAGAAGGACCUACCCAACAGUCAAGAUUAGUAAUUAUGUGGGUCACGCUCGUGUGGAGGUACAGCUGGUCACACACACAGACCCCCCUCGUGUCCACGCACACAGCCUAGUGGGACGCCACUGUAACGAGAGUGGCACGUGCACUUUGGACAUCGGGCCCAAUGACCUCACUGCUGCGUUCAGUAAUCUGGGCAUUCUCCAUGUGACCAAGAAGGGUGUGGUGGACAUCCUGUGCCGACGGCUGAAGGAGGAGAAGAGAAGGCAGAAAGGAGGAGCACUCUACCAGCUCUCUGAUGCAGAGGAGACGUCCUGUCUGAAAGAGGCAAAGGAGCUUGGUCGCACCAUGGAUCUGAACAUUGUGAGGUUAAAAUUCACAGCUUACCUCCAGGACAGCAAUGGAGGCUUCACCCGAGCGCUCAAACCAGUGGUGUCCAACCCUAUUUACGACAGCAAAUCACCAAAUGCCUCUAAUCUGAAGAUCACUCGUAUGGAUAAGACAUGUGGGUCUGUGCUCGGAGGAGAUGAGAUCUUCCUUCUCUGUGACAAAGUCCAGAAAGAUGAUAUAGAAAUACGUUUUUAUGAAGACGAUGAAGGCGGGUGGGAAGCUUUUGGAGACUUUUCACCCACAGAUGUCCACAAGCAGUACGCCAUUGUAUUCAAAACGCCGCCCUAUCACAGUGCUGAGAUUGAGCGGCCAGUCACUGUGUUUCUGCAGCUGAAACGAAAGAAGGCUGGAGACAGGAGUGACCCCAAGCACUUUACAUACAUUCCCCAGGUCCAAGACAAAGAGGAGGUGCUCAGAAAGAAGCAAAAGCCCCUGCCGCACUAUGAGAACUGGAGAGGACGAGGAGGUGGAGCUGAAGGAUUUGGGGGUGGGGCCUCGGGAGCUGGUGGAGGAGGAGGUUUUCAGUUCUGUCAGCACAUGAAUGGAGGAGGGAGCUUCCCUAUGGGAGGUUUCACUGGGUUUUCUGGAGGUACACAAAUGUCCACCUAUACUGCUUCAGAUCCACAGCAGAGUGAAGAAAACACAAGGCAAACUUCAGGACAAACUAAUUCACUACUGCAACAGCGGCUUUUUCAGUUAGCGAUGAGCCUUCAGAGCAAAGCAUCCCAAAGCGUGAGGCAGACGGCGGGGGCUCUGCUCCAGUACUGCAGCAGUGGAGAUGUGCGCGUGCUCCUGUCCAUCCAGAGGCACCUGUGCGGCGUCCAGGAUUCAAACGGAGACACACCUCUGCACCUUGCUGUGAUUCACCAGCAGAGCGGAGUGGUCCAACAGCUGGUUCAUACUCUGAUCAAUGGACAACAGCACAACCUCCUCAACACAGCCAACCAUCUAAGACAGACGCCACUGCACCUGGCGGUGAGUUCACGGCAGAAGGUGGUGGAGCUGCUGCUAAGGGCAGGAGCAGACCCAAGCCUUGUGGACAGAGACGGGCGGAGCACUGUGCACCUGGCGGCUCUAAGUGGGGACACCUCUGUGCUGCGCACGGUGCUGGCACAUCUCACAGAGGAGCACACUCACCUGGUCAACACCCCCGACUAUCACGGACUGCAGCCAUUGCAUCUGGCUGUCAGGAGAGAUGGGGAGCGCUGUCUUCGCCUGCUGGUGGAGAGUGGUGCUAAGAUCAAUGCCCCAGAACAGAAGAGUGGCUGCACUGCUCUGCACCUGGCUGUUACCGCAAACCUGUUUAAGGUCGCUUGCACCCUGAUCACAGAGUUAAAAGCAGAUGUCAACAGCUGCACGUUUGGAGGGAACACUCCACUGCAUUUUGCUGCCAGCCAAGGUUCUCCAACUCUUUGCUCCAUGCUCAUCGCUGCAGGAGCUGAUAAACAGCUGGAAAACGACGAGCCUCUCUACUUCAGUUCCUCUGAUGAAGAACUGGAUGAAGACCAAGAACAAAUUGAAUCAGUCUCACAACCAACAGGCUCCCGUAAAAGACGUGCAGGACACACCCCACUGGACCUGGCAACGUGCCAAAAGGUGAGAAACUUGUUAACACCAAAACCUGAUAAAUCAUCAAGUCGUCACAACGCCAAAAAGACAAAACAGAGCAGCUCUGAAGUGGUCUCCGGGAUGGACAGCGACACUCUGACACGUCUGAUGGAAGUGCUCAAUGUUCAGGAGAUUCCCUGGAAGAAACUGGCUGAAAAGCUUGGAAUGAUGACCCUAACUCAUUUGUAUGAGGACAGCCCCACACCCUGCCACCAGCUGUUACAGCACUACCAGCUGGGUGGUGGUCCAGUGGAAGGGCUUGUGGAGGCGUUUCGGUCUCUGGGCGUGAAAGAGGGAGUGAGGCUGCUGAGAGAGAGUCAGUCCUGGGAAGACAAGCACAGCACAGACACUACAGUGGACAGUGGGUUCGGUAGCCAAGCAAUGGAAGAUGAGGAACAACCUGUGACUUCAUUAUGAACUGGAAAGCAGAAAUCAACUUAACAGCAGCUUUGUCAUCAACACAUGAGAGGACUUGAGACUACAACAAGAGGAAGUGAUCAGUCAGUGGAAGUCUGACAUCUUGUUUACUUCUUCAGAACCAUGUCAGAAAACAGUCUCAUCAGUUUUAAGGGCAGUGAGAGAAUCCAUAUAAACUGUCAGAACUCAAAGACGAGAAAAGGAGGAUGUUAAAGAUAGUUGUGCCUUUCACCAAUCUUACAAUCUUUAUCUUUAGAGGGCCCGUAUUAUGCUUUUCUGAUCUAUGCUAUGUUUUUUCAUGAUCAAAAACAUACCUGGAAUUGUGUUUCGUUUCAUUCACACAUUUAACACAAAACCCAGCAUAUUUAGGCUGAGUUCUUAUAGCAGCCAAAAGACUCAGUUCCACCUUGUGAUGGCAUGUGGUAAUACAGGAAGUGUUCCAAUGUUUUAAACUCCAUACACCUUCACUAGAAUAAUUUGGAUGAUUUUAGCCCUGGAAUUGCUCUGGAAUCUCUACUGAACUAAAGAGAGCAUUUUGAGCUUUGAAUAUGUAGACAGACAAAUAAUAAAGGACUACUCAAAUAUGUGUGAAUGAAAAAAACACAACUCCAGGUAUGUUUUUGAUGAGGUAACAACAUUCUCGGCACGGCUUAAAGCUCACAAGAGUCAACUUUGCAUAAUAUAGGACCUUUAAAGUCAUAGGUUACAUAAGAACAUUUGAUAAAUAUAUGCAAUAGAUGGAACAAUCUACAUAUUCAUUUGUUAACUUGUAUUUUAGAUUGUGUCCGCACACUUAAUUUAUUGUGGCUAUAAAAUAAUGCUGAUACUUUUUAAGCUUGCCAUUAUUUAUUUUUGGUUUGACCUUAAAUGACACAUCACCAUCUCAAUUUUAAACUGUGGAAUCUUAAGAAUUUUAAGACACUGCAUCAGUGACAGGGCUGUCGUCUUUGUAACUGGUUGUGCCAUAGCCUGCCAAGUGCUUUCUGGGCGAGUUUGCGUUCAUAAACAACCUUAGUCAAUCUACAAAGUGGCCCCUCCCCUCGUCAAAACGAAUGAAUAAAGUGUAACAGAUACACGGCAACAACAUCCAGUUUUUCUGAAAUGAGAAUAAAGUGUCCAGAAAGAAUCAUAUUCCUAAUAUGAAUUGAGUUGCUUCUAGUUGAUUAGAGUAUAUUUCUUUUAAACUACUUUAUGAUUCAUAUUGUUUAUACUGAAAAUAAACAAGUAUUUCAAA
Molecule: messenger RNA, 4078 nt
Organism: Boleophthalmus pectinirostris (great blue-spotted mudskipper)
Lineage: Eukaryota; Metazoa; Chordata; Actinopteri; Gobiiformes; Gobiidae
Gene: nfkb2
Product: nuclear factor of kappa light polypeptide gene enhancer in B-cells 2 (p49/p100)
Biological process (GO): inflammatory response; innate immune response; response to cytokine
Cellular component (GO): cytoplasm
Molecular function (GO): protein binding; DNA-binding transcription factor activity, RNA polymerase II-specific; RNA polymerase II cis-regulatory region sequence-specific DNA binding
Source: RefSeq, a predicted model, not a curated record